GAAGAUGGCGGCGUCCGCGGUCUGCCGGGCUGCUAGCGCUGGGGCACGGGUGUUGUUACACCCUGGGGGUUCGCCAGCCCUACUGAGGGCCCCUGCCCUGCGAGGAACAGCCACCUUCGCUCAGGCCCUCCAGAACGUGCCUGAGACGCAGGUCAGCCUGCUGGACAACGGGCUGCGUGUGGCCUCGGAGCAGUCCACCCAACCUACCUGCACGGUGGGAGUGUGGAUUGACGCUGGCAGCCGCUAUGAGACUGAGAAGAACAAUGGGGCAGGCUACUUUGUGGAGCAUCUGGCUUUCAAGGGAACAAAGAAUCGGCCUGGGAGUGCUCUGGAGAAAGAGGUAGAGAGCAUGGGGGCCCAUCUUAAUGCCUACAGCACUCGGGAGCACACAGCUUAUUACAUUAAGGCGCUAUCCAAGGACCUGCCGAAAGCUGUGGAGCUCCUGGCUGACAUUGUGCAGAACUGCAGCCUGGAAGAUUCACAGAUUGAGAAGGAGCGAGACGUGAUCCUUCGGGAGCUGCAGGAGAAUGAUGCUUCCCUACGGGAUGUGGUCUUUGACUACUUGCACGCCACGGCAUUCCAGGGCACUCCCCUGGCUCAGGCUGUCGAGGGGCCCAGUGAGAAUGUCAGGAAGCUGUCGCGUGCAGACCUGACAGAGUACCUCAGCAGGCAUUACAAGGCCCCUCGAAUGGUGCUGGCAGCGGCUGGAGGGGUGGAACACCGCCAGCUGCUCGACCUUGCCCAGAAGCACUUCAGCAGCAUCUCUGGGGCCUAUGCAGAGGACACUGUGCCCUCUGUGGAGCCAUGCCGCUUCACUGGCAGUGAGAUCCGCCAUCGUGACGAUACCCUGCCCCUGGCCCAUGUGGCCAUUGCAGUGGAAGGGCCUGGCUGGGCCAACCCAGACAAUGUAGCCCUCCAGGUGGCCAAUGCCAUUAUCGGCCACUAUGACUGUACCUAUGGUGGUGGCAAGCACCUGUCUAGCCCACUGGCUUCAGUUGCUGUGACCAACAAGCUGUGCCAAAGUUUCCAGACAUUCAACAUCUGCUAUGCAGAAACCGGCCUGCUAGGUGCCCACUUUGUCUGUGACCAUAUGAGCAUCGAUGACAUGAUGUUCUUCCUGCAGGGCCAGUGGAUGCGCCUAUGUACCAGCGCCACAGAGAGUGAGGUGGUACGAGGCAAGAACAUCCUCCGAAAUGCCUUGGUGUCCCAUCUGGAUGGCACUACCCCUGUAUGUGAGGACAUCGGACGCAGCCUGCUGACCUAUGGCCGCCGCAUUCCCCUGGCCGAGUGGGAGAGUCGGAUUUCGGAGGUGGAUGCAAGCGUAGUGCGCGAGGUCUGCUCUAAGUACUUCUAUGACCAGUGCCCGGCAGUGGCUGGAUUGGGCCCCAUCGAGCAGCUUCCAGACUACAACCGGAUCCGUAGUGGCAUGUUCUGGCUGCGCUUCUAGGCAGGAAGCCUGUGCAAGAAAAAGGGUGGGUCUGGGGCUCAUGGUGCCCCCAACACACACAUACUACCCUGACUCCUCAAACCCUUGC
Chrysochloris asiatica (Cape golden mole) is the source of this 1535-nucleotide messenger RNA. Its product is annotated as cytochrome b-c1 complex subunit 1, mitochondrial-like. NCBI's taxonomy places the organism in Eukaryota, Metazoa, Chordata, Mammalia, Afrosoricida, Chrysochloridae. Gene Ontology annotation, cellular component: mitochondrion. Gene Ontology annotation, molecular function: metal ion binding. The transcript has 13 exons. The coding region runs from base 5 to 1447 and encodes 480 amino acids. The record is from RefSeq and is a predicted model, not a curated record.